This is a messenger RNA of Zootermopsis nevadensis, 510 nucleotides long. NCBI's taxonomy places the organism in Eukaryota, Metazoa, Arthropoda, Insecta, Blattodea, Termopsidae. The record is from RefSeq and is a predicted model, not a curated record.
AUGACACCAGAAGAAUUUAUGCAUCAAAAGAGCCAGAUCCUGGAUGGAAUUGAUUUGAGUCGUAAAGGCUGCAUUGACGAUCCUAUUAAAGGUUUAGUACAAUUUAUAAAUGAAGGAAUUGAAUUUGUCACCACAAGUUCUUGCUCAGGAAGAGUUAUUAUAUUCUGUGAGGAUGUGACAAAUGGAAAUCGUAAGAAGGGCUGCAAAUGGUUAUAUACCAGUCAUGAAAAUGUAAAUGAUGAUGACUUAUUGAAUAGUGUAGAUCCAAAGGAAGGUAAUAAUAUUCUAAAAUAUGAACCACUGAUUCUCCAUGUUCAAUGCCGUACACUGGAAAGUGCAAAGUUAAUGCAUACAUGUGCAUUGGAAUCAGGAUUCCGUAAUUCAGGGAUCACACUGGGAAAACAUGGUAAAAUUAUUCUAGCAGUAAGGAGCUGCAUUGGUUUGGAAGUUCCAUUAACUGAAGAUGGGAUCACGUUAGUUUCUAAUGAGGUCUGUAUUAAGUACUUGUGA